This is a messenger RNA of Olea europaea var. sylvestris, 1390 nucleotides long. Its product is annotated as K(+) efflux antiporter 4-like. Gene Ontology annotation, cellular component: membrane. The transcript is spliced from 7 exons. Bases 198 to 914 code for a protein of 238 amino acids. Lineage: Eukaryota; Viridiplantae; Streptophyta; Magnoliopsida; Lamiales; Oleaceae. The record is from RefSeq and is a predicted model, not a curated record. Gene Ontology annotation, molecular function: potassium:proton antiporter activity. Gene Ontology annotation, biological process: potassium ion transmembrane transport; proton transmembrane transport.
UACUGAACUUCUGGCCUAGGGAUUUAAGACAGCAUAUUUUGCUUCCUGUUUAUGCUUAUAACGCUGCACUUCCAGGUCAAAGAUCUAUUUUACAAUCUAUUUUGCUCCUGUUUGUUUUCAGGUUGGUGAUAUUAAUUGCAUUUUUGGCUGUUCUUUCCAUACUAUCCCGCACUUUUAUACCUUUCUUCUUUAAGUUGAUGAUUAGACUUUCCUCACAGACAAAUGAACUUUAUCAAUUGGCAUCUGUGGCUUUCUGCUUGAUUGUUGCUUGGUGUAGUGAUAAGUUGGGCCUGAGCCUAGAAUUGGGUUCCUUUGCUGCUGGAGUGAUGAUAUCUACAACUGACCUUGCUCAGCAUACACUUGAACAGGUGGAGCCCAUCCGGAACUUUUUUGCUGCUCUUUUCCUCGCCAGUAUUGGAAUGCUUAUUCAUGCUCAUUUUCUUUGGAAUCACAUUGAUAUUUUACUGGCGGCUGUUAUAUUGGUGAUUAUCGUGAAAACCGCCGUGGUUUCCUUAGUUGUCAAGGGAUUUGGGUACACCAACAAGACUUCUGUUCUUGUUGGGAUGUCGCUAGCACAAAUUGGAGAGUUCGCUUUCGUUCUCCUUAGUCGGGCUUCAAAUCUUCAUCUAAUUGAGGGUAAAUUGUAUGUGCUGCUUCUUGGGACAACAGCUCUUAGCCUGGUUUUGAGAGCUCUGGACCGUGCGCAGCAAGGGCUGAAUUGUCCAAUUGUUUCGAAUCACCCAGCAUUACCCGUUUUCGAUUCGCUUCUCGACGGACUUCGGCAAAAAUUUCAUCACUUCCAGGAGAUGGUUUCAGGCCCAGAAGUCUCCCUCUCACCUCAUCCAGUUCUGGAAUUAGCCCAGCCAGAAAAUCAUAAAUCCUCUCCUUCUCCACCUGUUUCUUGUAUUUUUUAGCAUCUUUGGGUGUGUCCCAACUAAUUUGAACAAACAUGUCAAUUUCUCUCCAUACCCGCUGCAGAGAAUUGUAGUAUUGUGUGACAUCGAGGUCCCCUUGACGACGAUUUCUCGCCUUGUUUCGAAGUUCAAACAAUUGUGCUGAAUUUUCCAAGUCAGAGUAGGCCACCGUUAAAGCAUCCCAGAGUUCUUUUGCUGUGGAGUAGUAGAUAUAGGACUCUCUAAUGUCUUCUUCCAUUGAAUUAAUGAUCCAUGCCAUUACCAUGGAGUUUUGAGCGUCCCAUGUUGCAUUGGUUGGGUCACUCUCAUCUGGUUUAAUGGUUGUACUGGUCACAUAUCCAAGGCGGCCACGGCCUCAAAUAACCACAAGGGCUGAACGAGACCAUUGGAGGAAAUUUUUUUACCAUUUAGCUGAGUGGUGGUGAUUUGAAGAGAGGUACUUUCAAACAUGUUUACUGGAAAAGGAUUGGGUGUAA